AUGCGGGGCAAUCGGCUGGCGAGGGGCGGCGACCCGAUGAAGACCCGCUCGCAGCGGCGAAAGGAGCGGCAGGAGAAAAUUAGCAAAACAAAUCGAGCACAGCGGGAGAAGCGCCGCAUCUCGCGGCUUGUCGCUCGGCGGUGUGUGCGGGAGGAGGAUCAUCACAUGACGGCCAUCAUGCAGUCGUACGCAAUGCGACGCAAGGCGGAACGGGCAGCGCAACGGAAGGCCGAGGAGGAAGAGGAGGAAAAGACAAAACAGAAGGAGGAUAAAUCAACACAACCACAACAAGGAGGAGGAGAAGGAGAGAAAAAACAAGAGUCAAGGCAACAGCAGCAACGUGGUGGAGAUGGUCGUGUGGGACAGCGGGGUAUGAAGACAAGAGGAGCACAGAGAGUACCAGCGGGUAAUGCGCAGUUAGUGAGAAACAGACAGCCGAAAGUAGUGACACGCUCGUUGUACUAA
This is a messenger RNA of Trypanosoma theileri, 465 nucleotides long. RefSeq lists its product as uncharacterized. The transcript has a single exon. Bases 1 to 465 code for a protein of 154 amino acids. Lineage: Eukaryota; Euglenozoa; Kinetoplastea; Trypanosomatida; Trypanosomatidae. The record is from RefSeq and is a predicted model, not a curated record.